GCGCACCCUAAGCCGGAGAGCGAAUGCAGCGGGUUCCGGUUCUGUCGACAGAGAGGCACAGCUGAAGGAGAACCAGGACGCUGGUGCUGCUCCCGAUUCGCUUCUGUACUGACAGGAGCGACCGAGGAUAAUGCUGAGGCUGCUUCUGAGAGGCGCCGCGGGCUCCGCGCGGAAGAAUGGUGGCAGAGGUCCUGUGGCUCAUCUGCAGCCCCUCAGGCAGUACAGCUCUUCCCAGAGCAGUGGGGCUGCCAAGGUGGUCGCUGCCAGCCUGCUGACCGUGGGCGGAGGGAUCGGAGGCACCGUUCUGUACGCCCAGUGGGACCACAAGUUCAGAGCAACGGUGGAGAAGAACGUUCCGUACUCCGACUCAGUGUUUGGUCUGAUUCUGGGACCUGCUCCUCAGAAUGCCGGCCCCCCCGUCAGAACGCAGCUGGAAUCCACUCAACCUCAGUCCAUGCUGGAGAAACGAGCGAAGACCUCCAAGGUCCAGUCAGAGAAGAAAGUGAAGGGGACGACAGAAACCGAGGCCAUAGAGCCCACUCCCACCGUGUCUGUUCCUGCAGCCAGCAUGGAGGAAGCUUCAGUCGAGGCGACCCAGAUCAUCUCAGCCAGCGGUGACGUCCCAUCAGUCCCGGCGCCGUGUGACACAGAGCCCACAGUGGUCACAGGUAACACACACGAGCACUGUGACGAGUGUCACCCCGCCGGCCCCGAGGCAGUCCUUCAUGGCGCCGAUUCACCCACAGAACAGCUAGUAGAGCGUCCGGCUGAGGAGGUGUCGGCUCGGCUGGCCCAGCAGGACCAGGAUGAGCAGAACGUUUUAGCAGCGGUUUCUAGCAGUCUGGAAGAGUCUCUGGCCUGUUCAGCCAGAGCGGCGCUGCAGGCCAUUGGAGCCCAGGAGGCGGCGCUGCAGGCCAUCAACCAGCACACGCAGAAGCUGAAGGAGGCCAUGGAGGCAGAGAGUCCACCUGAGGAGAAGUCCGUCCAGUGGAAGGAUCUAGAAGCGGCUCUGAUGGACCGGACUUCUGCUGUGACGGACGCCACAGCUGCUCUUCAGAAAGCCAAUGAAGCUCUGGAUUCUCUAAGGACCACCAUCAGGAACUCCAAAGACCUCAAGGUUGCCGCCGCCCGCCCGCUGGUCCUAGCAGCCGAGGAGAACCUGCACAAGAUGGCGGUGGACCUGGACAGAGUAGUGGCUCAGGUGCAGUCGGCCGAGGCGGAGUCCAAGAUCGUGUCCCAGUACAGUGACCUGGUCCAAGAAGCCAAGCUGCAGUUCCAGAAGGAGGUCAGCAGCCUGACUCCAGAGAUCCAGGCCAACUGGAAAGGCCUCACGGGUAAGCUGUCCUCGGACGACCUGAACGCCCUGAUUGCCCACGCUCACCGACGGAUCGACCAGCUGAACCGAGAGCUGGCAGAGCAGAGAGUCCGGGAGCAGAUCCACAUCGAUGCGGCUCUGCAGCAGCAGAAGCUGGAGGACCAGAGAGUGCUGGAGAAUGCCGUCAGCUCCUCGCUGCAGCACGUGAAGGAGGAGGCCCGUCUGGAGCAGGAGAGAAAGAUGAACGAGCUGAGGGAGGUGAUGGAGGCAGAGAUGAGGACUCAGCUCCGGCGUCAAGCGGCGGCUCACACCGACCACGUCCGAGACGUGCUGAAGGUCCAGGAGCAGGAGCUCCGCGCUGAAGCAGAGCAGGUUCUGAGCAGUAAGCUCCUGGACCAGGAGACGCGGCACCGUCAGCUGACCCAGGAACAGCUGGACAACUUCACUCUGGACAUGAACGCUGCAUAUGCUCGCCUGAAGGGGGUGGAGGAGGCCAUCGACAGUCACUUGGUGGCGGAGGACGAGGCCCGCAGAGCUCAUCAACUGUGGCUUUCUGUGGAAGCCCUCAAUCACACCUUGAAGACCGCCGGCGCCGAGGAGCCCAGCGUGCCUCUGGACAGCGCCGCCCAGAUAGUACGUGACAGCUGCAGGGAGGAUGACUUUGCGUCCGCCCUGGCCGAGGCUCUUCCUGCAGAGUCGCUGUCUCGCGGCGUUUACGGCGAGGCUUCUCUCAGAGCCCGCUUCAACUCCCUGCGGUCGCUGGUGCGCAGGGUGGCGCUCAUCGACGAGUCCCACAACUCUCUGUACCAGUACUUCCUGUCCUACCUUCAGGCAGCACUGCUCUUUGAGGACCAGCAGGUGGCCCCGCCCACCCAGCUGAGCAGCGAGGACUUGGAUCCGUUCAAGCUUUUGUCAUAUGCGAGCUACUGCCUGGAGCACGGAGAGCUGGAGCUGGCGGCUAAACUGGUGAACCAGUUGAAGGGUGAAGCCAGAAGGGUGGUGGAGGACUGGCUGACUGAAGCCAGACUCACGCUGGAGACCCGGCAGGUGGUCAGUCUGCUGUCGGCGUACGCCAACGCCGUAGGCCUCGGCACCACCCAGGCUCCGUGACCCUGUGGUGGAAAGAGCCCCAGUUCUCUUGAAGGAUGUCGAUGAAGAACAGCAGCUGUCCAAAGGUUGGACCAGGGGGUGGGGGGAGUGAGAAUGGUCGGAAUGCAAAAGAAUAAUGGUCUCAUUUCAGUCAUGUUUUCUGUCACAAACAAGCUUCCUCAUAUUAGUCUGUAAUCACGCUGUGUUCCUGUGAAUAAUACACAAACUCAAUAAAUGGUGAAUCGGA
Molecule: messenger RNA, 2651 nt
Organism: Oryzias melastigma (Indian medaka)
Lineage: Eukaryota; Metazoa; Chordata; Actinopteri; Beloniformes; Adrianichthyidae
Gene: immt
Product: inner membrane protein, mitochondrial (mitofilin)
Exons: 14
Coding region: 131-2425 (764 amino acids)
Biological process (GO): cristae formation
Cellular component (GO): MICOS complex
Source: RefSeq, a predicted model, not a curated record